CCCUCUGUUUCCAUAUUUCCUCCUUGCUGGGCUAUGAUGCAGAACGAAGCUACAAUAAAUACGAUAGUUUUUUGUCUGUCGAUGCAGAGAUGACUUUCCAGAUUUGAAUUCAAAUUCAAACGAAUCAACGCGUCAAAAUAGUGUCGUGUUCACCAUGCGCGUCUCCGAGGACGUUAUCGUCCUGUCAUCAUCCCCGGGUAAUAUCAUCUCACAUACACCGUCAAGACUCGCAGCAAGCUCGACAAAGCUCACUGAGAUAUCGCCAGGAUGCGUCUCUCCUCAUUCUCCAAUUAUGUCUCCGUCCGAGCUCCUUCGAAACCUUUCCGGUCCCGCCGUCUCGACAGAUACUUGUCUGCUCACGGAUAAUGCGUCCAACAAGGCCAAGAAAGUUUCGAAAGAGAGAGGAAAGACACAGAAAAAAUCUCCCUUCUUCGAUGAUUGUCAUGAUGCCGUUGCGGACGGUGAACAGAACAGAAGAAAAAGGACUAUGGACCAGCUACAGGGGAAAGAGUCUUCGAAAGGUGGACUCAAAAAGACAAGGAAUGGGACAAAAGAUCGGAAAACCACGAAAGCAAAGAGUGGCGAGAAUGGCAAUAAAACCCUGGUGGGUAAAGUUGGAAAGGCUAUAGCUACAAGCACCGACUUGGCUGGGAAAAGCGAAUUGGCACGAGAACCUGCGAAAUCUUUGAACCGCCAGGAGCCUUCAAUGAUAUCGAACAAUGCAGAAGAUGGACCGCGGUUGGAAGAAGCAGUGAAAAGGCGGUUAGACUGGACACCGACCAAAGACACUGCGCAGAGGGUAAUUGACCUGGGUGGCGAGGGAGAUAUAGAACGUAUCCCGCUUUCUCCUGGUCGGCCUGGUUUUGGAAAUUUGGUCUCUGAAUAUGGUUUUAGCGGAGAAUUUCAGAAAGCCAAAGGGCGUACCUCAACUGAGUCCGGGCCAACAAAGAGAAGACGGAUAGAGCUCGUGCAAUCUACAGUCCUGAAGCAAAAUGCCGAACUUGUUAAGCCCAAAUCUAAGAGAUCAAAGAAGGCAAAGGAUCAAGAUUCGGCAGCAUCGAAUACUGGGCAGAAAUCGAGAGGAAGAAAGAAGUUUACAACAUUAACUGCCCGUGUCACAGCAAAUUAUACUCCAGGCGACCAAACUGACGAUAAUAUCUCGGUGCCAGAUAUCGAGAAAUACAGUGAUCCGAAUGACAAUAAAUGCGUGGAUAUUUUGCACAAAAGUCGUUCAAGAAGCACUGCUAAUGAUAUUGAAUCCCUUAUCUUACCCCCCGAGGCUGCUGUUAAAUUCCUUGAAGAACAAGAUCUCGUCUUUGGCACCUGCAGUCAGCUGGCAAUGGAAGAGUCUCCAACUACACUCAGAGAAAUCCAACAGGUAAUCACAGCAUCUGAGGUCUGCAUAUCCGAAACUCGAACGCCCAAGCCGGAUGCACAACCUUCAACGUUGACCCGCUUUGCGACCCCGAGGAAUUUAUGGCAUGUUGCUUCCCGAGAUUCUGAUGGAUCUUUUGCUCCAGCUCAAGUAAUUGAUACAGUUGACUUGACUGAAUCUCCGCUCGUCUCUACUUUGAAUCGCGAUAAAGAUCGCCGAGAAAAAAAAAAGGAAGAACCUAGCCAACAGGCUGCUAUCUUCACAAAAGAUUUGCCUUUGCAACCGGCUUCUGCAUCUGACAGUAUGAAGAACCUAGAUACCGAGGAUCCAGAUAGCCAGGCUAGUCAGGUAAAAAACUCCACCGAUAAAUCAACCAGUGCUUCACUGGAGAUUCCACGAUAUGAAGGCUUUACGACAGCGGAACUUUCACAGCAGAUCAGUUGUUACGGUUUCAAGGCAGUCAGGAACCGAAAAAAGAUGAUCGAAUUGCUUCAAAAGUGCUGGAUAUCUAAACACGGCAAAAAUAUGGCGCCUGAGCAGCCUUGCGUUCAACGUGUGAUCGAUCCGUCCGAUCCCAACGAUAAGGAAGUACCGGAAUCAAAAUCUUCUACUCUUGCUACGGAACUUUCGGCCACGGUAUCUGCUAGUGUGACCAGAAGAGCAGGGAACGCGCAGCCCAACCCGGCGACCACCAAAAAACCGAGUCGCAGUCAAUCCAAGCAAGAGAGCCAAGGAAAGAAGAAGCAAAAGACCGCGCCGAAAUGUUUCUUGGAUAUUGAAGAAAUUGAAGAUUCAGAAGACGAGGCAUUCCCGUCUCCGAGCCGGUUACAAAACCGAUACAACACGAUCCAAAGCAUAGCCACUGAAGCAAGCCUAACGCUGAGUACAGAGCCUUGUUCUCCAAAGAAGAGCACUACCUCACAAAACCCCGAUUCUCCGGGCCUAGCCCUACAGAUCACCAGCGCAGUGCGUGCGCAGUCCCAAAUACCACGCAGCAACAGCAGGAAUAGACCUAGCUGGCAUGAGAAGAUCCUGUUGUUUGUCCCUAUUGUGCUCGAGGAUUUUGCUACGUGGCUCAAUACCGAAGGGCUAGCCCUUGUCGGAGAAGACCGGGAGGUCAGCGCCGGCUUUGUGCGGGAAUGGUGUGAGAACCAGGGCAUCUGUUGCUGCUGGAGGAAAGUGGUGUCUGAAUAAAUAUGAUAUAGUAUUUAGAGUACUUGGGCGUUUGGUUUAUUUUAUAUUAGAGAUACCCCUGGAGCAGUUGAUAACAUUCUUUGGAAUACAACAGUGUUGUAACAAACUACUUCAACUUAAG
Messenger RNA from Penicilliopsis zonata CBS 506.65, 2690 nucleotides. RefSeq lists its product as hypothetical. NCBI's taxonomy places the organism in Eukaryota, Fungi, Ascomycota, Eurotiomycetes, Eurotiales, Aspergillaceae. The coding region runs from base 155 to 2569 and encodes 804 amino acids. The record is from RefSeq and is a predicted model, not a curated record. Gene Ontology annotation, cellular component: nucleus; Slx1-Slx4 complex. The transcript is spliced from 2 exons. Gene Ontology annotation, molecular function: 5'-flap endonuclease activity. Gene Ontology annotation, biological process: DNA replication; DNA repair.